Megalops cyprinoides (Indo-Pacific tarpon) is the source of this 1110-nucleotide messenger RNA. Its product is annotated as endonuclease domain-containing 1 protein. The transcript has 2 exons. The record is from RefSeq and is a predicted model, not a curated record. Gene Ontology annotation, molecular function: nucleic acid binding; hydrolase activity; metal ion binding. Lineage: Eukaryota; Metazoa; Chordata; Actinopteri; Elopiformes; Megalopidae. The coding region runs from base 52 to 966 and encodes 304 amino acids.
CGUAAGGAAUUAACGGAGACAGACACAAGGCUAAAGUAUUCGCCUGCUACUAUGUUGCUGGCACAGGGCUACUUCGUUUUGGUCCUCGCCGCGUUCCACAGUGGGAUGCGCGCGGUGGCGACUGUGGUGGAGGACUUCAACCACGUGGAAAGGUGCAAAGAUUCGCUGUACAUGGGCACCCCGCCUCGCGGAAUCAUCGACUUUAAACUGAAAAAGAUCUGCCAGCGGUACGCCGACAAACCCCGUUACGUGACGUUGUACGACCCCCAGAAACGCAUCCCAGUGUACUCGGCGUACACCUUCAAGAAGACGGAGGGGGACCGUCGUGUGGACUACCCGUGGAUGUACGAGCCUCAGCUCGCGGAGACCGAUGGGAACGGGAAUAUGAUGCCUUUCCCCCAAGGCUACCUGCAUAUGAAGUUUGAAGACAGCCAGGCGGUUCUGGACGACUACUCCGACGUGGUUCUUUACGAGCGUGGCCACCUGAACCCCGACCAACACCAGUCCGACCCACACGACCGAGCUGCAACCUACACGCUUACCAACGUAGUACCAGAGAUCCGUGAGUUCAACAUCGGUCCCUGGCGAGAGCACGAGGAGCGAAUCCGGGUCCGUCUCAACAACUUCUGCCGCGGCACUGCCUACAUCGUGACCGGGGUAACCACGGCUGGACACAUGAUCCGCCGCAACAACCAGGACCGAGUGGGCAUCCCAGAGGACGUGUGGAGCGCGUACUGCUGCACCGAAUACGACCGCAACGCACCCCACGACGUGCGCGUGCGUUUCCCCUCGCACGCCGCCCUUGCGAAGAAUUCUAAGGAGAACAACAAAGUGCAAGAGCUCACGGUCCAGGACCUGGAGAAUUACCUGAAGAACAAGAUGGACGUGGACCAAAACCUCCAGAUGUUCUAUGACAACUGCAUCUCCCCCUCGCCACUCCCACAGUACCUGCACCGCACCAUCUGAAACACACCACACGGUGUGCUUACAAACGGUCCAAUCGCCUGCUUUAUACUUUCGUUUCCCCUGCUUAACAAUGUUAUAAAUUUAUAUUUCAAUGUGUUUUAAUACUUGGUUACCCUCAUUCACACUUAUUCUUUUAAAAUGUUG